This is a messenger RNA of Bemisia tabaci, 3190 nucleotides long. Its product is annotated as protein mothers against dpp. Gene Ontology annotation, biological process: BMP signaling pathway; regulation of transcription by RNA polymerase II; anatomical structure morphogenesis. Gene Ontology annotation, cellular component: heteromeric SMAD protein complex. Gene Ontology annotation, molecular function: I-SMAD binding; RNA polymerase II cis-regulatory region sequence-specific DNA binding; DNA-binding transcription factor activity, RNA polymerase II-specific. The record is from RefSeq and is a predicted model, not a curated record. NCBI's taxonomy places the organism in Eukaryota, Metazoa, Arthropoda, Insecta, Hemiptera, Aleyrodidae.
UCUGCUAAAUUAAAAGAAUUAUGUAUCAGUUUCAAAGAUAUUACAAGGAUUACAGCUACCAUGAUAAAAUAGGAGAAUAAAUUUAACUCUUUAUAAAUCAGGUUAAAAUAUCAAUACUUGGCAACAAUGUGAGAGCUAGGUAGUUGAGAGGGGGAAGGAAAAAAUGUAGGGGAAUGUCUAAUUGCUUGUUUACAAUGGCAUAACAACAGGUAGAUUUUCGUUUUUAUGUUCCUGAGAUUUCUGUGAUUAAUGAAUUACAUCGAAAAUUGAUACGUGUACAGAUCGUAAAUUCAGAAAUACUUCGCUCGACUGAAAUCUCGGUUUUUUCAUCUUUGAAUCUUUUAUCGCAAUAGCAGUGGUUUCUUUCGUUACAUGUGUAUUCCUGUUCAUGUGUCUCGGAAGUUUUGAAGCAAGUGCCUUAAUACACUACAACAUUAUUUAGGACCAUCAAAGCUGCCUCUCCAUUUAAUCUGUCUCUAGACCUUCUGUGCAAAAUGGACGAAGAGGACACAAACGGGAGUUCGGGCGGCGGAGGCGGGGAGAGGUCCCUUUCUUCGACUUUCAACAGUCUUUUCUCGUUCACAAGUCCCGCGGUGAAGAAGCUACUCGGCUGGAAGCAGGGAGACGAGGAGGAGAAAUAUGCAGAAAAAGCAAUCGACGCACUUGUCAAGAAGCUCAAGAAAAACAAGGGUGCCAUCGAGGAGCUCGAAAGAGCGCUCAGUUGUCCCGGGCAACCCAGCAAAUGCGUCACCAUACCUCGCAGUCUCGAUGGAAGGCUACAGGUAUCCCAUCGAAAAGGAUUACCACAUGUCAUUUACUGCAGAGUCUGGCGAUGGCCUGAUCUGCAGACACAUCAUGAGCUUCGUCCAAUGGAACAUUGUCAGUACCCAUUUUCAGCUAAACAGAAGGACGUCUGUAUCAAUCCAUAUCAUUACAGACGUGUUGAAAGUCCUGUCUUGCCACCCGUCCUCGUGCCACGCCUGAGCGAAUUUCCACCUGGUCACUCUCUGCUCUCUUACCAACAGACUUCAGAGCCAAUGCCACAUAAUGUAUGUUACAGAGGCAAUGGCAGUGGUUUCAGUCAGCCAGUAUCGCCUCAAAAUUCUGUAAAUUCCAAUCCUCGGAGUCCGUUUGAAACAAAUGGUGCCUCAGAAUCCCCUCCUGGCUAUUCGUUCAGUCCAGACAGUGAUGAGGGCUCAAAUAUAUCUUCUUUUACCAAUAAUCCAUCAUCAAUGGAUACUUCGACAGAUGUUGCCUCUGUGCCUUAUCAGGAGCCUGUAUACUGGGCAAGUAUUGCCUACUAUGAGCUGAACAGUCGAGUCGGUGAAGUUUUCCACUGUCAAGAUUACUCAAUCAAAGUGGAUGGAUUCACAAAUCCAAACAACAAUCAUAAUCGAUUUUGUCUCGGUCAGCUCUCGAACGUCAAUCGCAAUUCCACCAUCGAAAACACACGAAGGCACAUCGGAAAAGGAGUCCAUUUGUACUACACAGGAAGUGAGGUUUAUGCAGAAUGCUUGUCAGACUCUGCUAUCUUUAUUCAGUCUCGUAACUGUAAUCACCACCAUGGGUUUCAUCCGUCCACAGUCUGUAAGAUCCCGCCCAACUGCUCUCUCAAAAUCUUCAAUAAUCAAGAAUUCGCCCAGCUUUUGUCACAGUCUGUAACUCAUAGUUUUGAAGCUGUUUAUGAACUCACAAAAAUGUGUACAAUCAGGAUGUCUUUCGUAAAAGGAUGGGGAGCAGAGUAUCAUCGCCAAGACGUUACGUCCACUCCUUGCUGGAUCGAAAUCCAUCUGCAUGGUCCGCUUCAGUGGCUCGACAAAGUUCUCACCCAAAUGGGCUCGCCACAUAAUGCUAUAUCUUCUAUUUCGUGAAUAUGUAUCCAUAUGUUUGCAUGAUGACAUGCCAAUUUUUCCUAUGUUAUUUCGUUCCCUUCCUUAGUUCUUAGUGUACAGUAUUCAUUGUGAUAUCAAGUGACUUUUUUUUUAAAGAAAAACUGUGGAAGUGAAGUGUCUUCCAUCUAUAUUUAAGUCAUAUACUGAAUCGAUUAUUUUAUCCAAUAUUUCUUGAUCGUCUUCCCAAAAUUCUCAUCUAUGAGGAUAUUUUUUUUUUCAACUGUGUAUGUUAUCCAUUCCUGGAAUAAAUGGGAGUAAUGUGCUUUAAUGACGGUACUGUUUGUAGGUCUAGAAGAUUCCUGACUAUGUCACAUUGAUUAGUUCUUAUUUCUAGCAAAUUUUUAUUGUCCCAGAAUUUUAACAACACACCACGCUUUGAGCAAGAUUUAAAUUUUCAACAUGCCGUGAGACUUAAUCGAUCAAAAAGUCCAAACUAAUCAAAGCAAUUUAUUUUCAGCUUAUCAUUUCAACCUCCUGUAGAACCACUCUAAACUAACUGAUUUUGCAUAUGACCAACUAUGUAAUGAUCUCUGAAAGUCUAUUUUAGCUUAGUAUGAAGUACCUCACCUUUGAUCUCAAAGGCAGGAAUUCAUUUUGUUCAUUUUACAGAGAACAAAUGCCCUUUUCAUUUCCUUAAUCAUCCAUUAUACAUUCAUUAAUCAGUAUGAAUCACAAGGAAUUUUUAGCAUGAUAUCCUCAGAAUGGUUACCUUGAUUUUGAUUGCAUGUCAGAGUAUGUGACAUGUAUUUUAAUAAAGGGCAAUGCUCUCACCAAACCCUGUCAUUAAUAUUUUUAGAUAAGAUCUGCUUUUUUAUUGACGCCUUAAAUUUAAAGUAAGUUUGUGUGCUUCAAUAGUUUUUCUAUUUGUAUUUAAGAACUGAAUAAUUGUAUAACUUAAAUGUUUAAAAAAAUCGAAUCAUUAGUAUGGAUUGGUCCAUAAAUUAACUAUCACUGAAGGAAGUAAGAGGUGUCUUUACUAUAUAUGUGUAUAUAAAUAGGCUCCUUGUAAGUAGAGAACCCCUUGUUGAAGGUCUGAGAUUGAGACUUCCUUGAUAUUUUUUUUUUAUUGAAAGCUACACAAUUACGCUAAUUCUAGUUGUGUUACUUGUGGCAGCAUCAAAUUUUUUCACAAAUAUCAAUCUUUAAUUUUAAACAAACAGAGGGUAGAGGCCUUGUUAUGAUUUCCAUUUAAGCAUUCAUAAGGAACCUAUAGCCAUGAUCGAUGUAUAUUUUCUGUCUGUGAUUUUGUGCCUACUUUAUUUUAUACUUUUAAUACAUUCUUUUUUAUACAAACUUCA